Cooperia oncophora is the source of this 684-nucleotide messenger RNA. The record is from the annotation of a GenBank genome assembly. NCBI's taxonomy places the organism in Eukaryota, Metazoa, Nematoda, Chromadorea, Rhabditida, Trichostrongylidae.
AUGUUCAGCUGUUCUUCCCUGUUCUCGCCACCACAAAUUGUCCGCUUGCUAAGCGAUGUGUCAUUCGAGGCCGUUUCUGGAGGAGUUCACGCCUUGGUUGGUACUGCCGGCAGCGGCAGGAAUCUGCUUCUAGAGGUUAUCAGCGGUUCAGCAGAUGGCGACACUGCAGGCAGCAUACAGCUCAACAACUACCUCCUUAGUAGCGAAAGAUAUCAACAAGUGUGCUCGUUUCUGUCCGGUCGUCAGUGGUGUCCAGGCUUCAUGACAGUGCGCUCAUUUCUCUAUUACACCGCUGCUCUAACCUUCGACAGCUUCCUUCCGAGAAAAGAAAUUGACAAAAGGGUGCACAUGUUAAUGCGCCAAUUUGAUCUGCUGGGAUACGGCCAUGAAAAACUUCUGAACUUAUCUCCUAGUGCUCAGAGACGAGCCCUCAUCGCUAACGCUCUCGUAAAAGAUCCAGUGUUGUUAAUCGUAGAGGAUCCGUGUGACGGUUUGGAGCCGAUCUCCAGUUUUCAACUGAUGUACUGCUUGCGAAACUAUGCAGCUGAACACAAUCGUAUUGUGCUUGUAUCUCUCAGCAAUCCCCGGUCUGAUCUCUGUCAGUUAAUUUCUAGUGUAACCAUAUUAUUCCGCGGAGCAGUACUCUACUCAGGUAAGAGAAUUUAUGUGAAGUUAUCUAUUUGA